Molecule: messenger RNA, 2118 nt
Organism: Vicia faba (fava bean)
Lineage: Eukaryota; Viridiplantae; Streptophyta; Magnoliopsida; Fabales; Fabaceae
Source: the annotation of a GenBank genome assembly
AUGUCCAAUUCCGAUUCCGAUCUACGUCACGGUUCUUGGCCACCGCCGACUGAUGCUAAACCAAUUCCACCGUCUUCUUGGGCAAAGAAAACUGGUUUCAAGCCGAAAUUCUCCGGCGAGACUAAUGCUAGUGAUUCCGGUCAGAUAAAACCUGAACCGCAACCGCAACUGGAUCUUGAAGCUGGUCGUGUUCCUCCACCGGCAAACGGAGUUGUACAGAGUAACAAUGUUACCAUUCCGGUAUCGGUUCCGGUUGUUAAAGACCAAACGGUGAAGAAACGGAGGGAUUCUGAUGGUGUUCCGAGUACUAACGGUCAGGCGAAUCCAGCGCCGGUGACGGACCAGACUCCGCAGGUGCGGAGAACGUUGAGGCAUGAAGAAGUGGUUGAUGGUUUGGUUGUGGAUGAUGAAGGAUUAGCGUCUAGGCACCCUCAUAUGAAGUAUGAGCUCAGAGAUUUUCCUGGUUUAGUUCCUAUUAGUGUGUAUGGUAUUCAGCAUUUCGUUUCGAUGUUAGGUUCAUUGAUUCUCAUUCCACUUGUCAUUGUUCCUGCAAUGGGAGGUUCUCAUGAGGAAACUGCUAAGGUGGUAUCAACAGUGCUCUUUGUUUCGGGGUUGACUACUCUGUUGCAUAUUAAUUUUGGGUCUAGGUUGCCCUUGAUACAAGGACCUUCUUUUGUUUACUUGGCGCCGGCUCUGGCGAUAAUAAACUCCCCGGAAUUACAAGCAUUAAAUGGAAACGUAUGUAUGUUUGUCUAUAUCAAGCUUCAUCCAAAAGUGUUUAAAAAAAUCUUUUUAUUCAAAUUCCAGCAUAUAAUGAGGGAGCUUCAGGGGGCUAUAAUUAUUGGAUCUGCUUUUCAAGCUUUCCUAGGAUAUACUGGACUUAUGUCGCUCUUAAUUAGGUUGAUCAAUCCUGUAGUUGUAUCCCCAACUAUUGCUGCAGUUGGACUUUCAUUUUUCAGUUAUGGAUUCCCAUUAGUUGGUACAUGUCUUGAGAUCGGAGCAGUACAAAUAUUAGUGGUUAUUGUUUUUUCUCUUUAUCUUCGUAAGAUAUCUGUUCUUGGACAUCGCAUAUUUCUAAUCUAUGCAAUUCCUCUUGGUCUAGCAAUUACAUGGGCAUAUGCUUUCUUGCUUACUGAAUCAGGAUUUUACAGCUACCAAGGGUGUGAUGUAAAUAUACCUGCAUCAAAUAUGCUUUCAGAGCAUUGCAGAAAGCAUUUUUCUAGGAUGAAGCAUUGUCGGGUUGAUACUUCUCAGGCUUUGAAAUCCUCCCCAUGGUUUAGAUUUCCCUAUCCUUUACAAUGGGGUACUCCUGUCUUUCACUGGAAAAUGGCUCUUGUAAUGUGUGUGGUUUCUUUAAUCACAUCCGUGGAUUCGGUUGGCUCAUACCAUGCAUCUUCUCUAUUGGUAGCAUCAAGACCUCCAACUCCGGGAGUUCUUAGUCGAGGAAUUGGUUUGGAAGGUAUUUCUAGUGUCUUGGCUGGUCUCUGGGGAACUGGAACUGGGUCUACAACUUUAACUGAAAAUGUUCAUACAAUUGCUGUGACUAAAAUGGGAAGCCGUAUGGCUGUUCAACUGGGCGCAUGCUUUCUGAUAUUGUUGUCAGUCAUUGGUAAGUUUGGAGGGUUCAUUGCUUCAAUUCCUGAAGUUAUGGUUGCUGGUCUGCUCUGCUUUAUGUGGGCAAUGCUCACAGCUUGGGGCUUAUCAAAUCUACGCUAUAGUGAGGCUGGAAGCUCUCGCAAUAUCAUCAUAGUUGGGUUAUCAUUGUUUUUCUCUCUUUCCAUACCGGCCUACUUUCAACAAUACGGCAUAUCUCCGAAUUCCAACGUGUCUGUGCCGAGUUAUUUUCAGCCCUACAUUGUUGCUUCCCAUGGGCCUUUCCACCUCAAGUAUGGAGGGUUGAGCUAUGUCCUGAACACACUUUGUUCACUACACAUGGUGAUUGCAUUUCUUGUUGCUGUUAUCCUGGAUAAUACUGUACCUGGCAGUCAGCAGGAGCGAGGGGUAUAUGUUUGGCCCGAACCUGAAGUGGCCAGAAGGGAGCCUGCUGUCGCCAAAGAUUAUGAGUUGCCCUGGAGAGUUGGUCGGGUUUUCAGGUGGGUGAAGUGGGUUGGCCUGUGA